Molecule: messenger RNA, 1007 nt
Organism: Suillus subalutaceus
Lineage: Eukaryota; Fungi; Basidiomycota; Agaricomycetes; Boletales; Suillaceae
Exons: 12
Coding region: 1-828 (275 amino acids)
Source: RefSeq, a predicted model, not a curated record
AUGGUGGACUGGAACGAUCCUGACCUCGAAGCGAAAUUGGGGAUACUUGCAGUACAAUUGUUGUAUGCUAUCCUUGGUUUAUACGGCUGGGAGUAUAUACGGUCCUCACACGUGGAGAUAGCACUACUUCGAAGGCAACUUCCAUUUCGAUGGCCUUUGCUCUCGUACAUUACCGCCAGAUUUAGCUUCUUGAUUGCGGUCAUUUUACAGGCGACGCAAUGUAGUCCCUUCUAUACAAUCGUUGAUUGUCAGAGUGAGUGUUUUUUCUGGACAAACGUCGCCGUCGGCUGCUCUACAACAAACCUGGCGAUCAGAACGUGGCUGAUUUGGAAGACCAGUGACCUGCUGCGCCUUUUGCUAGUCUUCUUCUCACUAGGUCAUUGGACAUUGCUCGCUCUCUUCCUGGCAACCGCUCGUGCAUCCACUAUAAACGGGGUGUGCAUGAUCUCAUUUGUGAAUCCCGUAUAUGCUAGUGCGGUGGUCAUAUAUGGCAUGCUGUAUGAUUUGGCACUUUUGGUCUUUACCGUUAUUGGACUUUUGAGGAUGCCAUCGUCUUCUACGCUAUGGAAGACGCUCGUGAAACAAGGGGUGGUGUAUUUCAUCAUCAAUUUUCUAGCGAACCUUAUCCUACUGGGCUUGAAUCGUUUGAACCUGAAUUUUAUUAUGAAUGUUAUUUUCGGAACGCCUGGUAUGUGCACAUGCACGAUUGCAUCUAACCAAGUAGUCCUCUCGCUUCUCCGUCCUUCAUCCAGUUAUGAAAGCGACAGCACCUCGUCGGCUAAAGUGCAUCCUCUGACGACUGACGUCGCCGUCGCGGCGCCAUGGUAAAAGUUCUUUGUUUGAGAUGCGUGUACGGUGGUUCAUUGUGCGUUCAGGUUCCCGUCCGUGGCUGAGGCCUAAGAGCGUAUUUGUUUAGAAUCACCUCAAGUACUGCAUCGUCCCUAGUUUCAUGAGGAUUCGUAUUUCGCCUUCGACGUACGGCGGUGCACCCUAAACUUGUCUAUCUU